Drosophila mauritiana is the source of this 3891-nucleotide messenger RNA. RefSeq names its product helix-loop-helix protein delilah (gene tx). The transcript has 5 exons. Bases 2429 to 3589 code for a protein of 386 amino acids. NCBI's taxonomy places the organism in Eukaryota, Metazoa, Arthropoda, Insecta, Diptera, Drosophilidae. Gene Ontology annotation, molecular function: protein dimerization activity. The record is from RefSeq and is a predicted model, not a curated record.
UAAUCGAAUGCGGAAACAAUGGAGCGCGUCUAAGUGGAGCAUUCGAUGUGGGCGAUGGUGGGCGCCUGUUUUCUUGGCACAAAACCAGUCGAAGGCGAAGCGAAAAGGCCAACGAACAGCGGCAACAGAAGCAGCAGGUCUUAUGGCCAGAUUGAUCGAGUUGAUGUCUUAAUGAGCUUAUUGCAGAACGCAGAGUUACUUGGACAACUGAAAAACGAUGGGAGUAAUGUUUCAGUGAUUACAAAGUAAUUAAGUUGAACAUAAGGAACUCAAUGUUGGAUAAAAGGAAAUUUGUCCGUUUACUUGAGGGCAGUCAAUGAUAUAACUGAUCGACUUUAAAAAGGUCCAAAUGGAAGGCGAAACCUAAUGUAGCAGAAAAUUACUUUAUAUGCACAUGGCAGAGCUGCCGAUAGAUGGCGCUACGAGUUCAUUGGCGACCCCGAAGGCCUCGCCUAUCGGCAGGCAAUAAUCGAGCCGAACGGCAAAUUUAAUUUGCUUUAAAUUGUUGCUAAAUGCGAGCAAUUGAAAUUUAUGCCAGCACAACACCACUCUGGAAAACAAAAAACAAAACAAAAACCGUGAUAAUCUGCAGCGACAAAGCCUUGCCACAGCCUCCCGGCCACCAUCAUCGCAAUCAUCACCAUCGUCAUCAUCAUCAAUUUAGCCAGAAAUCGGUGACGCCGCCGGUUGCACACUGCGUGAAAUAGCCAAAGAAAUACUUGGAGUAUUUGUCAUGCAACAAUAUUAAUAAUUAAAAAGCAAAUUCCUUAGUUUAAAAAAAUGUUAAAACAUCAAAACUCCGUCAUCCAUUCUUAAAACACUUAAAUGAGGACAUUUCCUGGAACUUUACUUCGACGUGCCUCAUAAUUCGCCACGAAAUCCAAGUUGAUCCAAAUAAAUACCAAGAAUGAGUAUCAUUUAUGGUCUGGCAACCAAAGUUCAACCUUAAAAAUGGAGAUCCGACACAAGUCAAGCUUUGGUAGCUGAUACCAUCUCAAUCAAAGACGAAUAAACAUUUUUAACUAUUUUCAAGUGAGCUCAAGCAAUGUCUGACUUGUACAAAUGAAUGUCAAGCGCUGCUGCAGCAGCAAAUAAAAUUAGCAAUAAAUUUAAAUAAAUAACUGCCUGGCAAUAUUAGAUCAUACGAAAUCUCAGGGGGCCGUCUACGCGUACUCGUGCUAGCAGCACUCAAAACACUCGAAACGAAACCGAAAAUCCAUCCGAAUCGGAAAUCACUCAAGAGAGUGCCCCAAAGACCAACUGGGACCGUACUAUGCGAUACAGUACGAUACGAUACGAUACGAUCCCAUCCGAUCCGGCCAACGCAAAAAGCACCCACACAUCGGGUGGAUGUGGAUAUUUGGGGAAAGAGAGAACUGGUUUCUCUUCAAUGACUUUGUGCUGGGCUGUUUUGUGUUGGCGUUGGCGAGCGCCAGUGGGUUUCUCGGUUUAUUGGUCGUCGCUGAGAAAACGAGACUUUGCUGCCUUUUAAUGCGGCAUUUCAUUCAUUGAUCGUUCCAAUAGCGCGCCGCACGCUCAGCGCAGCGGACAAGUGAGCCAAAAGUCCGACUUCCACUGCCAUCGCCGCCCACCUGAGCCGCUAACCUGGCUAACGGAGUCAAAGCCAACUGGGCAGUAGUCAGCUGAUUUAGCUGCCACCGCAUCCCAAGCCAAGCGAAGUCAAACCAUCCCAGCGAUCCGCGAGAUAUAUCUAUUCAGUGCACAGCCGACAAGCGCAGCAGGCGGACGCAGCGCAGCAUUUUCUCCGUGUAUUUUCGUAUGCCAUCUCGGGAUAUUGGAUACAGAUACAGAUUCCGAGAUACAGAUACACAGAACGCGAGCGACGCGCACUCAUAGAUAUUUUUAGCAACCGGCCUCACGCACACCGCCGCACAUAUUAGUACCGCCGCACUGACACACGCGGCUUGCACGUUUUCACGGAAAAUCCAUUCCUCGAGGCUUUUCCAGCCAGCCCAAGAUAAACACAACUCAAGAAUGCGCGAAAACCGUACCGAAGUUCUUAUCAAUAGUUCACAACCGCAACAACCGCAACCACAAGCACCGCAAAAUCAAUUCAAACCAAAACAAGUUCCAGAGUUUUUGAGGAAAUAAAAACUGAAAACAAACCUUUUUUGUUGUGUUAACAUGCCAAAUUUAUGCAUGAGCUAAUAACUUUAAAUCCGAAAAGAAUGAAAAAAGCCCAAGCAAAACAAAAUUCAAACGAAGAUCGCAUAUCAAAAUUAGUUGGGUGACUAAUUAGACAGCGCGUUGUCGGAAUUUCAAUUUGCAUACUUUGGCGCAACUUUAAUGAACCAAAAAUUAAAAUAAAAACAUCAACAAAUCUUAAUCAGAGUGCACAACUGAAUUCAAAUCAUCCCGAAAGACCAACCCCGUAGCCAUAUAUUGUUGGAUUUAUGAAAUCAAAAAGAUGAAGUCCAAUACGUACGAGCUGCACAACUACGCCGAUCUGAAUGACAUGGCCAGCGCGACGGAGUCCAAGGAUUCGCGGAAGAGGAAGACGGCCAGUGCUCGAGGCGAGAAGUAUUCCCUGCGACAGAAGCGACAAAAGAGGGGCUCCAACGAGGAUGGGGAGUCCGCCAGCCUGCCAGACUUUCAGCUAGAACUGGAUCCCAUAGCGGAGCCGGCUAGUAAAUCGAGGAAAAAUGCACCCACCAAGUCCAAGACGAAAGCACCGCCACUGAGCAAAUACCGGCGGAAAACAGCGAAUGCCAGGGAGCGAACUAGAAUGCGUGAGAUCAACACGGCCUUUGAGACACUGAGGCAUUGUGUUCCCGAAGCGAUCAAGGGCGAGGAUGCGGCCAAUACCAACGAGAAGCUGACCAAGAUCACCACCCUGAGACUGGCCAUGAAGUACAUCACCAUGCUGACCGACUCGAUUCGGGAUCCCAGCUACGAGAGCGAAUUCAUAGGGGAGUGUCUGGAGGAGAGUGCCAAUCGGGAGGCGAGAGUGGACUUGGAGGCGAACGAGGAAGCCGAGGUGGAAGUGGAGCUACCCGUUCCAGUUGCCAAGAAGCCAUCCAAGUCCAAGGGCAGUGGCAAGAAGAGCUCCGCCGCCAGCAAAAGACAGAGCCAAAAGCAGGCCAAGAUAGUGCCCCAGAUACCACCGACAAGUUCUGGGGAGUCGUGCUACGCCACCUCCUCGAUUGGAUCGCCUGCCUCCUCCGCCUACGCAUCGCUCUCCUCGUCAUCGAACAGCCACAGCAGCAGUAGCAGUCCGGGAUUGGAGCUGGACGGUCUGGUGGGAUUGAACGGAAUCAGCGCCCUAGACUCCCUGCUUCUGGAUGCCUCCGAUGGCGAUUCCCUGUCCUGCCUGAGUCCCGGCUAUGGAAGUCUGCUCACUGGCAGCGGGGAAUCCCUGUUGCCCGGUUGCCGAGGCGAUCUGCCCAUGUCGGGUCUGGAGAAAUCGGAUGUGGAACUCAGUCUGCGAUUACUGGACCAGAGUUCCAAGGAUUCCUUCGACUUUGCCAGCGAUCAGCAGCCAUCGGCCUGUAUUAGUUCGUUCUCCGCUCUGGAGGGCUAUCCUUUUGACCUGCUGCACAGCGAUUUUCCGGAUAUGUUUCUCACGUGACGCGUAUUUCUUAGCAACCCUAACUACUCUCCUUUAAGCCUAACCCUCGUCUUAAGUUAGAGUGCGAGUUUUAACCCGACUUUCACUAUUAGCCAUUACAUGCGAUGCGCCAUUGAGGCGGAAUUCAUUGUGUCAUAGCAAGCAGCUGGCAGGAUAUGUAUAUCCACAUCCUGCGAAGGCAAUAGCUGCUCACCGCCACAUCCACAUGAUAACUCAACUCAACUAGUGAUCUAAGCAUUUCUUUGUGACGCAUUUCUCGUUAUCCUGUAAAUAAAGCACCCAGUGUUGAUUCAAGCAAUCUA